ACAUGAGGGGGAUUCAGGAGGUGAUCGUUUCCUCAUCCAGCCUCAGAGCGCAUUGGACCAAUUAACCCGCCGCUCAGCGGUGCAGCCAUGAGGUGAGCAGCGUUCUAACGACAAACCAUGGAGCUGUGCAGCGUGACGGAGGAGACUGCACCUGAACGUCACAAAUCCGAAUGAACGCCUCGGCGCUUGUUCCAGCCGCGCUCCGGACAUGGAUACGCGCCGCGUCCUGCUGGGGCUCUGCUUUUUCCUGCUGCUUCCGCCGUCUGUCUCGCCGGUGACAGACUUCUGCCCCGAACGCUGCGACUGUGCGCACCCGCAGCAACUCCUGUGCGCCAACCGCGGGCUGCGCGCCGUGUCCAAACCAGCUCCCAGCUCCGAUGACGCGCUGAUCUUCAACCUCGCGGGGAACUUCAUCGCCAACAUCUCUGCCUCCGAUUUCUCACGGUAUGGUCGCCUCAUCAGGCUGAACUUGCAGUUCAAUCAAAUAUCAGAUAUUCACCCAAAGGCGUUUGAGAAACUGUCCCAGCUGGAGGAGCUGUUUCUGGGUCAUAAUCUGUUAACAGAUGUAGCUGCUGGGACCUUACAGCCCCUGAGGAAACUAGCUGUUCUCUAUGGGAACAACAAUGCCCUGAAGAAAAUCACACCAGAGAUCUUCUGCAACUUGGAGAAUCUGGUAAAACUGCGCCUGGAUGGCAACUCCAUAGAUGUUCUGCAAGAUUCUGUUUUUAGAAGUUUAACCAGUCUGCAUUAUCUCCACCUGGAACACAACAAAGUGCAACAUGUCCACAGAGAUGCUUUUUCCAAACUGUCCCAGCUGCGCUUCCUGAACCUGGCCCACAACAAGCAGUCCGCCGUCACCAAUGUUCUCACGUUCUCUCAGCUCAGAGCUCUUACAACGUUGCUGCUGUCCGAGAAUGAGAUACAACACGUCGGAAACCACGUCUUCCAGAAUCUCAAAAGGCUGACCAAGCUUUCCCUCAGCAACAACAGGAUCUCUCGUUUGGACAGCGAGGCCCUGAAGGGACUGUCGAGCCUCAGGGAGCUUCUGAUUGAUGGCAACAAGUUGGAGGAAGUCCCCACCGGUCUCCUGGACCCUCUGGUGCGCAUCGAGCGACUGGACUUCAGUCGCAAUCGAAUCGCCAACGUGAACUCUUCGGCCUUUUCCAAACUGAAGUAUCUGAAGGUGCUGAAGCUGAGCAACAACGUCCUCACCAGUCUGUCAGGGGGUAUUUUUGCCCUGAACAAUGUGCUUUAUGACUUGGAUCUCCGGGGCAACAACUGGACCUGCGACUGUCGCCUGGAGGAGCUGAAGAGAUGGAUGAUUACAGCUCAUUCUCGGGGCAAACUGUUGGCUGCGUCGGUGCAAUGCCACCACCCUGUAACUCUGAGGGGGAAGUAUCUGGACUAUGUGAACAGCUCCCAGCUGCAGCCCCGAGGGAACUGGAGCCAUUCCUGCACGAGUGGAGCCGGCCCCGAGGAGAGCCGGGGAGGGGGCGUGCUGGUGAAGGUGGAGGCAGAGAAAAGAGGAGCGCUGUACCCACUGGAUGACGAAGAGAAAACUGGUGAGAGAAAUCGAACAGAAGGUUUGGGACAAGGGAGCAGGGGUGGAACAAUGAGAAGAGAAGGAGAGAAAAGGAAAAGAGCGGGACAAGAUAUCCAGGAAGACCAAGAGGGUGCAAAACCUUUGUCUUUUCUAAAAGAAGCAAAAACAGAGCAUCGUUCUGCAGAGUCUGCUGCUAAACGUCCCAAAGGAAGACGCAGGUCCAAGAUUCCUGCAAAGACGAAUCCAUCAACAACUUCCAAUCCAAGUCAUGAAACAAGCAUGUGGUCCAGUACCAGUUCUCCGGUCCAGUCCAAGGAAAAGUUUGAUCUUUUGAGGUCAGCCCAGGAGGAGGCUCUACCUGUGAUCACAGAUCCUUGUGUGUUCAAUCGCCAUUUCAUCACUAACGUGUCCGUGGAUGAAGUGACGUCUACCACCGUCACUGUCUACUGGACCACCAGGGCUCACCACCGCUACACGUCGGGACCCAGGAUGGCCCUUCACGAAGUCCACUUUCGAAUUCUGUUUGACCGAUUUGGCAACCCGGAUCGUUUCCCGCGCUACGUCUACGCCCCCGGUUCGUCCCGCGCCGUAACCCUUCGAGAGCUCACCCCAGGGGUGACCUACAUGGUCUGCGUAGAAGGAGUGGUGGGAGGAUCCGUGUGCCAAGUGGCGCCUCGGGACCACUGCGGGGGGCUAGUCACCCUCCCCGAGGAGGAGGGCCGCAGCAAUGCCACCCUGACCUCCGACCUCCAGCUGGUGACGGUGGCGACGCUGGUGGGGAACGGCGUGCUGCUGCUGGUCAUCACUGGGGUCUGGGUGGGGCGGAGCCUCAGGCGGAGGCUGCAGAAGAGGAAGUCAGCCGUACAUGUGCGUCACAUGUACUCCACGAGGAGGCCAUUCCGCCCCGGCAUGGCCUCGACCUCCAUGUCCACAGACUUCACCAGCUACCAGAGCAGUCGGCCGUCGCGACUCGCGCCGCUGGAGGAAGGAGAUCUCAUCGAGUUUCCCUGCGAUCGCUUUCUGGACAGCUGUGGCGCUCGCAGGGACGGCAGCAUGCAGAGAUUCUCCGACUAAAACCCAGAGAAACUCACUCAAACCUGAACAUGUUACCACUGUGCUGCCUUGAAACUAAUAUAUGUAAAUUAGAGUCAGUUUCCAUCUUUGCUUCAGCUUUUAGAAUAUCUAGUUCUCUUAACUGAAACGCUCAAGAAACACAUCCUGAACUUGGCUUURUUACAGGAAACAAAAUCUGAAGCCUUUUUUUUCAAAGUAGCUGAACUCACUAUCAUUUCAGACUCCAGAGGAAGUCCAGUUCCUUUGACCUCGCCUUCCUCAUUGGAGCCUUUCCUCUUUCAUUUCCUCACACCUGCAAAUGCC
Molecule: messenger RNA, 2920 nt
Organism: Austrofundulus limnaeus
Lineage: Eukaryota; Metazoa; Chordata; Actinopteri; Cyprinodontiformes; Rivulidae
Gene: tril
Product: TLR4 interactor with leucine-rich repeats
Exons: 1
Coding region: 209-2617 (802 amino acids)
Cellular component (GO): plasma membrane
Molecular function (GO): protein binding
Source: RefSeq, a predicted model, not a curated record